UCCCUCCCAGCUCACUCGUGAAAACCACGGAGGCAGGAGCCGCUCCGGCUGCACAGCGCUGAGCGUAGCGUGGAGUUUACCGUUGAUGAGGAUGAGCUUUUGAGGCUGACCGGAGUAGUUUCGGUGCAGUUUCCUCGCUCUGUACCGUACUGGGUUUCUGAGAAUGAAGAAGUGAAUCUGCCAUCGCUGUCAUGGCCGUCCAGACUGGCAUCCAGGUGUGGUUUGGCGAGAAGUUUGACGCCCCCUUGCUGAGCCCCAGGAGCCCUCGCAGCCCGUUAGCACAGCGCCACGGCCCCGGCCUCGCAGACGUCUUCCAGUAUGACCAGUGGCUGGCAGUGCGACACGAGGCCACCCUGGUGCCCAUGCAGGAGGAUCUGGCCAUCUGGCUCACAGGCAUGCUGGGGGUGGAGGUGAGAGCAGAGUUUUUCAUGGAGGAGCUGAAUAACGGCGUGAAGCUCUGCCAGCUUAUUGGUGUGUUGCAGACCAAGAUCGCCGAGAGCUGCCCCUCCGCACUCGGCAAGCUGUUCCCAACUAAGAAGGUUGCGUGUAAGCGCGACGCCUCCCCGGGUUCCUUCUUCGCCCGCGACAACACGGCCAACUUCCUGUCCUGGUGUCGGCUCAUUGGCGUGGAGGAGACCUACCUGUUUGAGUCUGAGGGCCUCGUGCUGCACAAGGAACCUCGGCAGGUUUGUCUGUGUCUGCUGGAGAUCGGCCGCAUCGUCUCUAAGUACGGCGUGGAGCCUCCCGUGCUGGUGAAGCUGGAGAAGGAGAUCGAGCUGGAGGAGACGCUGCUGAUGACGGAGGAGCCGCCUCCGGCCGUCAAGACCUUCAGUGUGUGCUGCCAGCAUGGCGGCCUCUACCAGCCCGGAGAGCACGGCAUGGACGACCCGCCCUGCAACUGCUCCAACAGAGUCUCCAUUGAGUACCUGUCUGAGGGACGCUACAGGCUGGGAGACAAGACCAUCUUUAUUCGGAUGCUGCAUGGUAAACACGUGAUGGUGCGUGUGGGCGGGGGCUGGGACACGCUGCGUGGUUUCCUGAUGAAAUACGACCCUCUGCGGGUGCUGCAGUUCACCACUCUGGAGCAGAAGAUCCUGGCCUUUCAGAAAGGCCCCCCCGGCCUAGGAGGUCACCAUGGCAAUGCGGCUCCACCUCCUCCUCCUGACAUGGACCCCCUGGCCGCUGUCAACAACCUCAUCUCCUCCUCAUCCUCUUCCUCCUCCUCCACGUCGUCGUCCUCCUCCGUCUCUGGCUCAGCCUGUAAGCAGACGGCCGUGGCGGCCGCGGGUCAGAUGGUCCGGUCCCACGCCGCCUCCCCUGCCUGCACGCCCACGCUGCCCAGGAAAGGUGCUGCCGCAGCACCCAAGAAGAACCUCCAGAUGACACCCUCCUCCCCCAGGAAGCCCACCCAGCUGCCCCUGCCCGUCACAACCAAAGGUUCCUCCUCUUUGCCCUCCACACCUGUGGGAAGCUCCUCCAAACUGUCUCCCAGCCCGGGGGGGCAGGGAGCGCAGGUCCACCACAGAGCUCUGACACCAUCAGUAGCUCCAUCAGAUCCAAACCCCGCCUCCAAACUGAAGCUCAGGCCGUCACCACGCGGAGCCGCCUCUCAGCCCAGAAGCCCCGUCUGCCCCGAGCCGUCCUCCAAAUGCCCCAAACCCUCCAGCCCCUGCACCUCUCCCACCGCUACUGUGCCUCGCCCCGUCACUGCACCAGUACGGGCACCCACCCCUAAAGAUGCCCGGCCCCCAUCGGGCUCCAGCCAGCGCUCCCGCCUUGCACAGCGCCGCCCCGGCUCCCCAGCCUCGCGCCUCCGUCUAGAGGCAGCCAGGCGAGUGCGGGCAGCCACACGGGCUGCAGCGCCCCCAACACCACAGUCCAGACCCCCCACCCCCAGCUCCCGGACAGCCUCCCCAGUGCUGCCAAAACCUGCCUGCUCCCUGCCAAAAGGCAAAGAGGCCACAGCCAAAGCCAAGGGCCCGGCCCCGACCAAGGCCGCCGCCCCUCCACGAGGUACCGCUGCUGUCCCCGGGCGGGUCCCGGGGGGCAACACGGGCCCCUCUCCCGCAGGCAAAGCCAAUCAGAAAGCACCAGCCACAGUUCAGACUGUGGGGCGGAAACAAGCAGCCACGACCACGAGCAACCCCAGCAACGGGAAGUCAAGUCUAAAACCUGAACCAGCUCCAGGACCAGCCCUGGCCCCUCAGAGAUCCAGCCCCAACGUCAAAGCUGUUAAAACCCAGUCCGCCGUCGGCAAGAAGCCCCCACAAUGCAAGAGCAAGAGUGAGGACGCUUAUUUUGAGAUGAACAGUAGGAGGCGGCAGAAGACGUAACUGGGCGGAGUGGGAGCAGCAGACCGGUGACACGGCGUCUCAUCACAAACCAGCACUUCACACCGGAGCUCAGACUCUUCAAGCCAAUAAAUGUCGUCACUAAUUAAUCCUCAUGAAAAAGCUUCCACAAAACUUGUUUUUGUUUGUUGAUUUUUGUGUAUUAUUUAAUAGUUUUUUAUUUUAAAUCCAAAAGGGUCAAAGAUGUCAAGUUCUGUUUGUUUUGUCUGUGAUGAAUUAACAGUUUUGUUGUUGGGUUUUUUUUUUUUUUUGAGAGCGAGUUUAGCUCCAUGUACCCGAAUAACACUAAAACUUGCACAAUGUUUACAUUUCCACCUUCGUUAACAUGUUCAGCCGUUACUUUUAAAGAACAAAUCAUGUUGAGACGUUGACCUCAGAGCUCUUCUAGCUCAGAGCGAGGUCACAGGACAGAGCCGUGACUUAGUCAAAUGCACUUAGUCCAACAUUUUCGAGGAAAAAGAUGCGUUUUUAUUCGCAUCGAGUGUUACCAAACUUUAAACAACUGGAACACAAAUCAUGGUUUCUGAUUUAUCUCCCCGGUGAGAACAGACUUUCCACUGGUGGACAGUCGGACGCUAAUAAUAAUACUGUGGACUGAUUUUUGUAUAAAUGACAUCUAGGUGGCGCCGUACAAAGCGUCAUCGGGAGAGGUCCUUCCUGUCGUGUGCCUUCAUCGGAAACCUCUCGUUUCUGAGCGGCAGUAGAAUGUAUUAGAUGAUCGGGGGUGGUGGGUGGGUGCUUGGGGGGUUUAAUGGUUUUUACUGAUGAAAAUUGCACAGUGUGUACGAGCACUCGUUACUUUGGUUUCUCAGAGGAAAGCCAGAGAUGAACUACUGAUCAAACGCCUCUUUUCUUUUAAACAGGAAACACUCACGAGGCCCGUCAGUGGCCAAAAUCAUUUUAGAGCAGAAUCUACUUGGUAUAGACUUGUUUUUAUAUGGUUUCUAAUUUUUUUUUGUGUGUGUUAAAAAUCUAGUUUUCUAUGUGGUGUUUGUGUAUGUGUGUACGUAUGUGUGUGUGUAUAUAUACAGUAUAUUACCAGUGAGGCUUUUUUCUUGUUUGGCACUUUACAGAAACCUCUGUGUUUGUCACAGUCUGAAUGUUGAUUCUGUUGAUUGUGUCUCCUGUUUGUCAUUUUGAUUAAUAAAUGGACAAGUGUUUUAAAAA
Molecule: messenger RNA, 3518 nt
Organism: Seriola aureovittata
Lineage: Eukaryota; Metazoa; Chordata; Actinopteri; Carangiformes; Carangidae
Gene: gas2l3
Product: growth arrest-specific 2 like 3
Exons: 9
Coding region: 192-2333 (713 amino acids)
Biological process (GO): actin crosslink formation
Cellular component (GO): actin filament
Molecular function (GO): cytoskeletal adaptor activity; microtubule binding; actin filament binding
Source: RefSeq, a predicted model, not a curated record